This is a messenger RNA of Lethenteron reissneri (Far Eastern brook lamprey), 4580 nucleotides long. RefSeq names its product tripartite motif-containing protein 14-like. The record is from RefSeq and is a predicted model, not a curated record. NCBI's taxonomy places the organism in Eukaryota, Metazoa, Chordata, Hyperoartia, Petromyzontiformes, Petromyzontidae. Gene Ontology annotation, molecular function: zinc ion binding; protein binding.
CUCUGUGCUCCGCCACACACUCACCGAGACACUCACUGACUCGUUAAAACACUCACUGACUCACUGAGACACUCACCGAGACACUCACUGACUCGCUCAGACACUCACUGAGACACUCACUGAGACACUCACUGACUCGCUGACUCGCUCACUGAGACACUCACUGACUCACUGAGACACUCACUGACUCGCUCAGACACUCACUGAGACACUGAGACACUCACUGACUCGCUCAGACACUCACUGAGACACUCACUGACUCGCUCACUGAGACACUCACUGAGACACUGAGACACUCACUGACUCGCUCACUGAGACACUCAUUGAGACACUGAGACACUCACUGACUCGCUCACUGAGACACUCAUUGAGACACUCACCGAGACACUCGCUGAAAUACUGAGCCACUCACUGGGACACUGAAACACUCACUGAGACACUCACUGAGACACUCACUGAGACACUCACUGACUCACUGAGACACUGAGACACUCAGAGACACUCACUGACUCACUGAGACACUCACUGCGACACUCACUGAUACAUUCAAUGACUCGCUGAGACACUCACUGAGACACUCACUGAAACACUCACUGACUCGUUCACUUAGACACUCACUGACUCACUGAGACACUCACUGAAACACUCACUGAGACACUCACUGAGUCACUGAGACACUCACUGACUCACUGAGACACUCACUGACUCACUGAUACACUCACUGAAACACUCACUGAAACACUCACUAAGACACUCACUUAGACACUGAAACACUCACUUACUCACUGAGACACUCACUGACUCACUGAGACACUCACUGAGACACUGAAACACUCACUGAAACACUCACUGAGACACUCACUAAGACACUCACUGAAACACUCACUGAGACACUCACCGAGACACUCACUGACUCACUCACUGCGACACUCACUGAAACACUCACUGACUCACUGAGACAAUCACUGAGACACUGAGACACUCACUGAGACACUCACUGACUCACUGAGACACUCACUGAAACACUCACUGAAACACUCACUAAGACACUCACUUAGACACUGAAACACUCACUUACUCACUGAGACACUCACUGACUCACUGAGACACUCACUGAGACACUGAAACACUCACUGAAACACUCACUGAGACACUCACUAAGACACUCACUGAAACACUCACUGAGACACUCACCGAGACACUCACUGACUCACUCACUGCGGCACUCACUGAAACACUCACUGACUCACUGAGACAGUCACUGAGACACUGAGACACUCACUGAGACACUCACUGACUCACUGAGACACUCACUGAGACACUCACUGAGUCACUGAGACACUGAGACACUCAGAGACACUCACUGACUCACUGAGACACUCACUGCGACACUCACUGAUACAUUCACUGACUCGCUGAGACACUCACUGAGACACUCACUGAAACACUCACUGACUCGUUCACUUAGACACUCACUGACUCACUGACUCACUGAAACACUCAUUGAGACACUCACUGAGUCACUGAGACACUCACUGACUCACUGAGACACUCACUGACUCACUGAGACACUCACUGAAACACUCACUGAAACACUCACUAAGACACUCACUUAGACACUGAAACACUCACUUACUCACUGAGACACUCACUGACUCACUGAGACACUCACUGAGACACUGAAACACUCACUGAAACACUCACUGAGACACUCACUAAGACACUCACUGAAACACUCACUGAGACACUCACCGAGACACUCACUGACUCACUCACUGCGGCACUCACUGAAACACUCACUGACUCACUGAGACAGUCACUGAGACACUGAGACACUCACUGAGACACUCACUGACUCACUGAGACACUCACUGAAACACUCACUGAAACACUCACUAAGACACUCACUUAGACACUGAAACACUCACUUACUCACUGAGACACUCACUGACUCACUGAGACACUCACUGAGACACUGAAACACUCACUGAAACACUCACUGAGACACUCACUAAGACACUCACUGAAACACUCACUGAGACACUCACCGAGACACUCACUGACUCACUCACUGCGGCACUCACUGAAACACUCACUGACUCACUGAGACAGUCACUGAGACACUGAGACACUCACUGAGACACUCACUGACUCACUGAGACACUCACUGAGACACUCACUGAGUCACUGAGACACUGAGACACUCAGAGACACUCACUGACUCACUGAGACACUCACUGCGACACUCACUGAUACAUUCACUGACUCGCUGAGACACUCACUGAGACACUCACUGAAACACUCACUGACUCGUUCACUUAGACACUCACUGACUCACUGACUCACUGAAACACUCACUGAGACACUCACUGAGACACUCACUGACUCACUGUGACGCUCACUGACUCACUAAGACACUCACUGACUCACUAAGACACUCACUGAAACACUCACUGAAACACUCACUGACUCACUGAGACAGUCACUGAGACACUGAGACACUCACUGAGACACUCACUGACUCACUGAAACACUCACUGAAACACUCACUGACUCACUCACUGAAACACUCAUUCACAGCCAUGGCCACCGCAGCCGCUCCUGCUGCUGUGUCCGAGGAGCUCAGCUGCUCCAUCUGCCUGGAGGCGUUCGACUGCCCCUCCACGCUGAGCUGCGGCCACUCGUUCUGCCUGCGCUGCCUGGAGGCCGCGUGGCAGGCGGCCGGGUGCUACUUCUGCCCCCAGUGCCGAGACGAGUUCCAGCAGAAGCCGCGGCUGAGCAAGAACGUGACGCUCGCCAAUCUCGUGGAGGAGCUCAGCAUUGGGGGCGGUGGCGAGGGGGAAGCCGUGGAGGAGAAAACGACGUCUCCGCGGUUGUCCUGCGACAGCUGCCUGGAUGGCGACGUCCCUGCCGUGAGGAUCUGCGUGACGUGCGAGACGUCCCUCUGUGAGUCCCACUGCAGGCGUCACCUGCAGAACGCGAAGUUCAAGGGCCACUCGCUGGUCGAGCCGGGAGUCGGCGCGCAGGUGCGCAAGUGCCCGAGGCACGGGAAGCUGCUCGAGUUCUACUGCGCGCGGGACAAGAGGCUGGUCUGCACCAGCUGCGCCAUCGUCGGGGAGCACGUGGGUCACGAGUUGAGCAGCGUCGAGGACGCGCACGAGGAGCGGAAGACGCGCGUAGCACGGGAGACGCGAGCAGUGGACGAGAGGAGGAAGGAGGUGGAGGGGUCCGUCAAGCAGAUGGAGGCCGCUCGCAGGAAGGCUCAGGAAUCGGUGGCCGGGAUCAGGGGUCGCAUCACGGGCAAGUUCGCCCGCCUAAGGAAGGCUCUGGACGAGGACGAGACGGAGGCUCUACGCCGCGUGGCCGUGAAGGAGCGCGAGCUGCUGUCCCGGAUCGACGAGGACAUCGCUCGUCACGAGCGGGAGAUCGGCGAGCUCCGGGCGACGGCCGCUCGCCUGCGAAAUCUGCAGAACGAGAGGGACUCGCUCACCUUCCUGCAGGGACACCUGGAGGAGAUGCGCAGAAGGAAGAUACUAAAGAAAUCUGCACCUCCACCUCCCACUUCCCUGGACGCCACCACGAUCAGCUCCCUGGAAAGAUCCAUGCGCAGACUCCUGCCUCUCGUCUAUGGACGCUCACCGACUCUGGACCCGAGCUCGGCCCACGACAAACUCCGGAUUUCCUCGGAUCUCAGGACGGUGACGCUGACCGCUGCCUCCCAGGGUCGCCCAAAUCACCCGCGCCGCUCCGACGUCUACCACCAAGUCCUGUGCUCGGAGAGCUUCUCGUCGGGUCAGCACUACUGGGAGGUGGACGUGGGGAGCCGCUCGGGGUCGUGCCGGAUUGGAGUCGCCUACGCGGCGAUCAAACAAACAAAAAAUGGCGGCGGCGACUGCUUCCUGGGAUGGAGCGACGGCUCCUGGUGUCUACAGAAAGUCGACGGCAGCUUCUCGGCGUGGCACGGCGGGGUAGUGACAGCACUGUCGGUGCCGGAGCCUCCGCGGAGAGUAGGGGUUCACCUGGACUGGGACGCGGGGCUGCUGUCGUUUUACAACGCCCAAUCUAUGGCGCCAUUGCACUCGUUUCGCCAAAUCUUCGUCGAGCCCGUGCAUCCGUGGCUGUACUUGGGGGUUUGUACAUCCGUGACGAUCGUGGAUCUGAGCGGCGCGUCCUGAGAGAGGCGGGCGCCGUUUGCUUGCCCGUGACGAUUUUUCGGUGGUUUAGGAGUGCACGGCUCUCGGCUCAAAUGCGGGGCAGGCUUCGGCGAAGCCAAGUCGAGAAGUAGCGACGCAAAUGAUGAUUGUUAUUCUUUUCCCCAAAAAAAUUUGCAAACAACCAAUUUUUUUAUCAGGAGUCGCAGCGUUCCGCGGUGAGAAUUUCGAGACGGUGGCAACCUUUUUGAUAAAUGACCCGUCAAGAGGCGGUCGGAUCGCAUUAAAAAGAGCCGGAUGCAGCUCCCGGAAGCCACGGGUUUGUUAUGUUCUUUGGGUCUUUCGGUAAAGUCGCGUGGAAUGAUGCAAAGAAAAGAACAAAAAACUAUGACGUUUUGAUCGCAACGCAAGCGAUCGUCAUCAGGAGAA